AUGUUCGUACCCAUUCCAAUUAUUGUUCCCAAAAUUAUCCUGGCUGUCUUCCGGUUCCUGCUCACCAGCGCCUUCGGAGCAGUCCUCUCGUUUUACUCAAGUUUCAAUGGCGAAUACUCCAACAGCAUUCGAUGGAUACGUCAAGGCGGCUACUACGAGAUGUUGAAAGCUCUCUGGCACUCCCGUGGGCUGAAACCUCACAUGAUCAAGAUCACCAUGGCCGUCAUCUUCAUCCUGAGUCUUGCGUCAAGUUUUACGGACAAGCUGGCUGUGGGUUUUAUCAACCCAUCCGUGAAUCAGGGCAAACAUUCCUUUGUGAUGACUAGCAGCCCUCAAUAUAUCUUCCCGGAUAUAGCCACUACGUUCACCAAAUGGUCUACCGCUAUCCGCCCUGGAGAGGACGUUGUCAACGCUGUUUCCCGGAUAUUCAGCAACAUCGACAGCAUCCCUGGCGCCAAACCUGGAAGGAUUUACAUCCCCCGAACAUUCCCGUAUGAGGUUGCGUGCAACCAGCUGGAUCUCCUAUUGACCGAUACUAGUGGCCAGGCACUUGUCUCAUCCAACGGAGGCUGUGAAAGUGUUACUAUUGGAGGCGGUACAGGAAAUAAGGUUCUCUACGCAAAUGCAACCACUAUCCAAUUAUCCAAAGGACGAUGGUCCACUGCUGCUCCCACUGUUUGGGAGGGAUACCCCAAUGGAAUUAGCAUGGACGUGUCGAUCACCCGUCCUGGUACGAGGUGCGUUGUGGAAGAUUUCUCUGAAGCCAUUAUGAGCUCGGGGGAUCCAGAUAGCGGAUUGACAUUAGAGCCAACAACAAUGACCACCAAGUGCGUGUUUCCAUCAGGGGAGGUUGUCGUUCUCUCAGUUUCAUCAACACGUUUCGCUUCAUCGCCAGCCAACCACUUCCGAAAUACUUCGAUGGCUGUCUUCGGCGAAUUCGACGAGCUGCUACAGGCCAUGGAAAAGUCCGUCAACAAUCCAACUUUUGCGUUAACUACAGGGCUGUUUGCUGAAGUCGAGGUCAAAGGUUCUACAGCCACUGCGGUGAUAUGUGACUCGACGAGACCGCCCUCCUCUACCGUUUCCCGAUUGCUAUGUCUCUACACAAGCGUUGACAUGGUCGUCACUAAACCGCAGACUAUCGACCCCAUUAUAUCUGAGUCGCGCGAAGGAAAGCCGUUCUCUAGCGGGCUAUGCAUUAACAUGGCAGUGGUCGUCAAGCAUCUUCCGAUCGCGAUCAAUGAAAUCCAGCAGCCAAUACCUAUUUCAGUGCUCAAGAGCGCCUCGUCGAGGCUACUACAAUACGUUGUUUCGCAUGGCCAAAACGUGUACCUUGAUUGGGAGAGUAGUCAGCUUUACAUCCUGUUCGACACGACGGACUCAAAAGACGGUGUUGAGAUUCCGAUUUGGGUGAUCAUCUGGAUCCUGGGCAGCAUAGUCAUCUCUACUGUUGCCUGGGGGUUAAGCGAAAAGCGCCUGGAUAAAGAAUAUACAAGCUCCCUGUACAUGAAUAUCGCCAUGGGAAUCAGUUCUCGAACAUACACAACUGCCCCAGGACUGAUGCCUUUCAAAGAGGACCCUAUGGGCUUUGAGGGGGUCCCAAUCUUUUCUGAUCGCGCCAACGACCACAGAAAUACCGAUACUUCUACCAUCUCUCUUGUGUAA
This is a messenger RNA of Gamsiella multidivaricata, 1665 nucleotides long. RefSeq lists its product as uncharacterized. The transcript has a single exon. The record is from RefSeq and is a predicted model, not a curated record. Bases 1 to 1665 code for a protein of 554 amino acids. Lineage: Eukaryota; Fungi; Mortierellomycota; Mortierellomycetes; Mortierellales; Mortierellaceae.